CUGCCAAUUUUAAUUACCCAAAAAAUAUAAUAUCUGCCGAUUUAUAUAAAAAGACAGUGACACAAUUAAUUGUUACCUCUAACCACAUAACAUAAGUAUGUCAAUGUAAGUUGAAGUAAAUGUAAUACAAUAAAACAACAAAUUAAUUGAUGAUUUGUUAAUUAGAUCUUUGAUUGAAUGUGGUCUUCAAAGAUUUUCAGUUUAUCUACUUGGUGAAAAAAAGAAGAAUCUUGGUACGUACUUUGCACCAGGGCAGUGUCAGUUUGGAAGGAAUUUUCAGAAAAUGGAAAAGAAAGAUACAAAAUCUAUUGUAAUUGAUGCUACUUUCCUUUUUCGAGUGCGUUGUCAUGGGCUUCGCUUUUAGCUAAUUUUAAUUUUAAUGGUCGAAAUCGUACAAAAAGAUUUUCAAGGAUGCCUUUGUAUUUUUCCUCUAUAAUAAUAAUGAAGUCGAUAGUAAAGCACAAAGGAACAAGAAAACAUGAAAAUGGGGUUGAAUUUGCUCUCUUCAUUUACUGGAUUUAUUAAAGGUUCAAGAUGGAGACACCAUUCCAAGUGCAAGAAGCUAAUCAAACAGCUUAAGGCACAUUUAGUGAUACAAAGGAACAGGAGAAAUGCAAUUAUAAAACAAAUACGUGAAGAUAUUGCUCAACUUCUUCAGAAUGGGCACUAUCAUCUAGCUUUUUCCAGAGUUGAUCAACUUUAUGGAGAUGAGUGCAGGUUAUCUGCAUACAAUAAACUUGACAAUUUUUGCAACUGUAUCUUUCUAAACCUCCGUGAUAUUAGCAGGAAUAGCAAGUUGGCUGAUGAUGUUAAUGAGGCAUUAUCUAGUAUGAUAUUUGCAGCGUCGAGAUGUGGCGAAUUGCCAGAGCUACAUUCACUCAGGAAUCUAUUUAAACAACAUUUUGGUCAAGCAUUUGAUCAACUCAAUGUUGAACUGCUUCCAGGUAACGCAGUUAACUCAGAGACCAAGCAGUAUCUCACACAUGUCACAAAGCUAAAAGAACACAAAAAGCUCCAAAUCAUGGAUGAAAAUUUCAGCAGCUAUAAAAGUCCUAAAGAUGACUCAUGGGUUGAAAGCUUAAAUUGUGAGAUUUAUACCUCAAAGAGAACCAGAUGCAAUAAAGCUGUGAUUGAGGAAAAUGGAAUCAGCUUUGAAGUAGAAGAACAAUCGCCUCGUGUAUCACAAUCACCUCAUGUCCAUCCGAAGCUUCCGGACUAUGAUUAUUUAGUUGCCAAAUUUAGAGAUCUAAAAGGAGAGUAUAUGUAUAAGAAUUUAAAUCAUCGAUCCUUUUCUAAAUGGAUGAGGUGGUAGUAUUUUUUUGAUCGUCAGUUGUAUGUAAACUGUUGAAAUACUUUAGCUUACUUCAGAAAUGUUGGACUUUUAGGCCGGGCUUAAUAUUAAAUGAUAAGAAGUAUGAAAAGUGAGGAUUCAUCUCGCCAUAUUUACUUUA
Messenger RNA from Lycium barbarum (goji berry), 1451 nucleotides. RefSeq lists its product as uncharacterized. Bases 479 to 1312 code for a protein of 277 amino acids. Gene Ontology annotation, biological process: protein transport. The transcript has 5 exons. The record is from RefSeq and is a predicted model, not a curated record. NCBI's taxonomy places the organism in Eukaryota, Viridiplantae, Streptophyta, Magnoliopsida, Solanales, Solanaceae.